GUUCAGCGCUCUCCACCAUCUUCUCAACCAAGAAUUUGUCUGAAACCUAAUUUCAAGUCUCUCUAGAUCUCGCCCUCUUUCCAAUUCUCUGUUAAAAGAAACAUUAAAAUCAAUGCGAUGAAGGGCUUGGCACAUCCACAGAGUUGCAGCAUCUGAAUUUCUAACGGAAAAUCAUUCCUCCCGAGAUGAGCACGUCCGUUAAAGGCUUUCUCAAAGGCCUUCGCCACAUUACUCAGAUUUUCGAUGAAGGUAAAGACCAUGAUAUCCAGAUCGGGUUUCCCACCGAUGUAAAGCAUGUCGCCCACAUAGGAUCCGAUGGUCCCGCAUCAAAUGCACCAAGCUGGAUGAAUGACUUCAACCCUCAAGGAAAUGAGAAUGGCCAAGUAGUUUCUCGGAGGGAUGCCAACAACAAUCCAAUAGGAGAAGGAGUUGGAUUACAAGAGUUGUUGCCUCCACCUGAUAAACCAAAGCACAAGAAGACAAGGCGUAAGUCCGAGUCACAAAACGGUUCUCCUCCUAGGCGAAACAGCAACGUGUUACCAUCGGAAAUGGUACCAAGACCCUCGAGACGUCACCACAGGAGUAGGCACGCGUCGUUGGAUUCGUCGAAUGAUCCAUCGCUCAGGAGGAGGCGUGUUGUUGUCUCGGUUAACGACGAGGAAGGUUCUAAUCAACUUUCAGACAGUUCUUCUGCUUCCCAUAGAAAGUCUUCGUCGCGUCAUAGGAAGGUGAAAGGAUCAGGAGGAGGAGAGGUGUCCAUGAAGAAGACCAAAGCUAAACAGGAGAAAUCAACUGUUCAAUCAGACGGUACAUGUAAUGAUAAUAAUACUGGCGACAAAGACUAAAACUGAUUUUGGUCGGUCACAUGUGGCUGUGACUAUUUUCGUAUUUCUUGACUGUUCCUUAGAGAAAAAAAAAACUUAUUUGUUUCACAAUGACAAUGGUUCACCA
This is a messenger RNA of Brassica oleracea var. oleracea, 951 nucleotides long. Its product is annotated as CRIB domain-containing protein RIC3-like. The coding region runs from base 186 to 845 and encodes 219 amino acids. The transcript has 4 exons. Lineage: Eukaryota; Viridiplantae; Streptophyta; Magnoliopsida; Brassicales; Brassicaceae. The record is from RefSeq and is a predicted model, not a curated record.